Messenger RNA from Symbiodinium sp. CCMP2592, 288 nucleotides. NCBI's taxonomy places the organism in Eukaryota, Dinophyceae, Suessiales, Symbiodiniaceae. The record is from the annotation of a GenBank genome assembly.
AUGCCCCGGCUGUGGCAGUUGGAGGAGGCAUCGAGUUGCUGUUGCAUGAGGGGCGUGUGCCCAGGUGCCUGGAUGUCGCUGUUUGGGCACCGAAGAUGCGAGGUUGCGCCACUGCGAAGCUCAACAAAUUCCUCCUUGUCGAGCUCGGAUGCUUCUGUCGAGGAGGCCAAAGCAGUGACUAUGUUCGUUCACGGUUGGCAAAGUGACACCGUGGACAAGCUGAUGCGAGCGACUUUGGCUAGGUGCAGAUCCUCUUCGAGCCUUUCAAGCUCGCAAGAAGAUCUGUGA